This is a messenger RNA of Acanthosepion pharaonis, 654 nucleotides long. The record is from the annotation of a GenBank genome assembly. Lineage: Eukaryota; Metazoa; Mollusca; Cephalopoda; Sepiida; Sepiidae.
AUGCCUCUUCAGUUAAUAUCUAUCUAUCUAUCUAUCUAUCUAUCUAUCUAUGCCUGUUCGCAUAUAUCUAUCUAUUUAUCUAUCUAUGGCUCUUCUUUAAUCUUUCAGUUCAUUGAUGUUUCUUUCUUUUAUUUGUUCAUUUUCUUUCUUUCUUUCUUUUUGCUUCUCCAUUCGCAAUCGUUUUUCUGUUUCUUUCUUUCUUUCCAUUUUAGUUUUCUUUCUUCGUUUCUUUCUUUCUUUCUUUCUCCAUUCGCAUUCGAUUUUCUGUCUAUUUCUUUCUUUUCAUUUUCUUUCUUUCUUUCUUUCUCCACUCGCAUUUGUUUUUCUGUUUAUUUAUUUAUUUUUCUUUCUUUCUUUCUUUCUUUCUUUUUUCUUCUCGAUUCGCAAAUUUCUUUCUUUCUUUCUUUCCUUUUUAAUUUUCUUUCUCCAUUCGCAUUCAUUUUUCUGUUUAUUUCUUUCUUUCUUUCCAUUUUAAUAUUCCCUUCUUUCUUUCUUUCUUUCUUUCCCCAUUCGCAUUCGUUAUUCUGUUUAUUUAAUUUUCUUUCCAUUUUAAUCUUUCUUUCUUUGUUUCUUUCUUUCUUUCUUAAUUUUUCGCCUCCUUAUUUUUUCUUAUUCGAUUAUUUAAUAUUUUAUACUUUCUUCUUUAAUCUUUAA